This is a messenger RNA of Yamadazyma tenuis ATCC 10573, 3207 nucleotides long. RefSeq names its product lysin-domain-containing, chitin-binding glycosyl hydrolase. Gene Ontology annotation, biological process: carbohydrate metabolic process. Gene Ontology annotation, molecular function: hydrolase activity, hydrolyzing O-glycosyl compounds; chitin binding. The record is from RefSeq and is a predicted model, not a curated record. Lineage: Eukaryota; Fungi; Ascomycota; Pichiomycetes; Serinales; Debaryomycetaceae.
AAUAGAAAUGAUUUGGCAAUCUGCUGUCGUAUGCUCUCUCCUCUUGGGGGCUGAAGCAGUUUCAUUGGAAAAGAGGCUUACAGUUGUGAAUGCUAAACCCAAAGCUGAUGGAACUUGUUAUCUCCACACGAUGGCCAAAGGUGAGUCGUGCUCUUUCUUGAUUGAAAAAUUCAGUAACGUCAAAAGCGUUGCUAACUUGAACACCUGGAACGAAUUAACUCCAACUCCAGACUGGAACGGGUGUUCCAACCUAUUACUUGGUCAACAAGUGUGUGUUUCGGAAGGUGGAUAUCCUAACAAAAAACCAGCCGAAAACAGCGAUGGUUCCUGUCAUUCGUAUACGGUAAAAUCGGGAGAUACUUGCGCUGCUUUGGCAUCAACAUACUACCCUCUCACCACCGAUGAAAUCGAAUCCUACAACUCAGAUACGUUUGGGUGGUACGGGUGUCUGAAGUUGACUAAGGGCCAAAAAAUCUGCUUGAGUGCUGGUACCGCACCAAAACCAACUACGGAUGAGAAUGCACAAUGCGGAGCGACUGCCCCUGGGGAUUUGUACAACACCGAGUGCCCAUUGAACGCUUGCUGUAGUCAGUACGGGUACUGUGGUAUCACCUCCGACUACUGUGCCACCACCACCAGCACCACCGGAGCCCCAGGAACCUUUGGGUGCCAAUCCAACUGUGGAUACGGGUCCUUGCACACCAGUCAAGCCAAAACCUUUAGAAACAUUAUCUACUGGUUGGACAGUACCGGGGACCUCGCUAGUGAUCCCACCCAGUACAGCACUUCCGAUUACGAUACGAUGCACUAUGCGUUUGUGAACAUCAACCUGGACUUGACCAUCGACACCAGCAAAUUGGCUGUCAGUGAUUUCUUGAAGGUGUCCCAGAAGAAGGUGGUGAGUUUUGGUGGCUGGGACUUCAGUACUUCCACUUCCACCUACGAAAUCUUCAGAAACAUCGUGUCUACUUCCACCUCCAGACUGAAUUUUGCCAGCCAGGUGGUGCAAUUGAUUAGCGACUACGAUUUGGAUGGGGUGGAUUUAGACUGGGAAUACCCUGCUGAAACUGGAAUCGCAGAUAUCCCCGAUGAUUAUAGUGGUAAUGGAAAGAAAUUCCUUUCGUUGAUUAAAACCAUAAAGGGGUCGUUGCCUUCGGGAAAGACCCUUUCGGUUGCAAUUCCUGCCACCUACAACUACUUAAAGAACUACCCAGUUGCAGACAUGCAAAGUUACGUGGAUUACUUUGUUUUUAUGACUUAUGAUCUUCAUGGAACAUGGGAUGACAGUACUACUACUGGGGUGCAAUGCCAUACUGACUUGACUGCAAUCAGCGAUGCCAUGUUGAUGCUUGACAAGGCAGGUGUUAAGAUGUGGAAAUUGGUGGGGGGAAUUGCAACUUACGGCCAUACAUACAAGUUGUCUAGCACCAGCUGUACCGCCUUAGGAUGUGCCUUUAGUGGUGCCGGUGAUGCAGGUUCCGUUACCAAUAGUGCUGGUAUCUUAGCUGACAGCGAAAUCAAUGCCAUUUCAUCCUCGUCAAAGAAAGUUAAAAGAUGGUCAGAUAGCACUAUCAACUGUGAUAUAAUGGUCUACAACACCAACAAUUGGGUGGCCUGGCCAAAAGCUUCCGAAAGAGCCACUUUAAAAACGUACUUCAAAGACCAUGCUAUGGGUGGAAGCGCUAUCUGGGCUGGAAACUACCUUGCUCAUUCUGCUUAUACCCCAUAGGUCUUGUACUACCUAGAUACUUCAUAUAUAAUACCCAAAAGCAAUAUAUGCAAUAGAUACUACAUCCAGUUGUGUCAUGAUUCGUGUUUUCGCUCAUCCUCUCGUCUGUAGGGUUCUCAUCGUUUUGAGUUUUGAGUUUUGAGUUUUUGCAGCAACAACCGCUAGAUCGCAUUUUUGGAUUCGCACUUUUUUUAACCUGUAACACUGGCCCAUUGUAAACUACUAAUGUGGAAAUCUAUGUUCACCGCUUCCGUUGCCCUCCUAAAGAUACGCUUCCCGCGUGUUGUGAGCAAAGUAUUGACUCCUUGCGCUCGGACGUAUACCACUGUGUCCAAAAAGAAGAAACCAAUGACAGCCCUUGAUGGAUUCAGAAGGUCUACUAAUAAUCCCGAAUCGAUCCUGAAGAUCCUUAAGCUCGUGACAGCCGAUGUAUACACUGGCACCAACGUUCCAGAACUUUCACAAUAUCUUCGGCCGGUCACUGCGGUCACUAUGAGCGACUCGAUCAAUUUCGUGAAACUCCAGCCCAUUCUACGGGAUUUGAAGUACGAGUUUCAGGAAAUAGUCCCAGACGAAGUGAUAUACGUCAAGUUCAGCGAAGCUACCAGCACCUCCAUGCAGCAGACAGACCUUAUCUCGUCUAAAGAGUCUACCGGCACCGCGGAGAAGAAAGAAUUGAUUAUUCUUUCGAAUGGAACCGUUAUAGGAUGGAACUUUGGCGAACAACAACUCCUAGAAGUGGCUCCCCGGCUAUCAUCUGCGCUUGAUGAGCAAUACGCCUAUGAGAGUGACGAAUUUGACUUCAUCGAACUUGAGCAGCUUCCUCCCAAUCCCAAGAGCAACGGAAACUCGUACAUGAUUAACGAUAUUAUUCUUAUUCAGAAUGUCACCGAAGAAAAGAAGAUCCUAGAUAAGGUGGCCUUCUCGAUCGGAAUGUCUCGUUCGACCAGGGUAUCCAUUUUGGAGGACAAUCUCGAACAGUUUCUUAAAAUCACCAGACGCAACUCAGAUAGACUCUCCAAAGGCCUUCCUGUGACCGCCAGUGAGCACGACGUGCUCCAGCUCACCGGUAAAUUGUUCUUGCUCCGAGGCAAGUUGAAUCUCUAUAACGAGUUGAUUGAUACGCCAGACUUAUACUGGAGUGAGCCUACGCUUGAGAAAAUCUACCAGCAAAUUUCCACCAGUUUGGAUAUCAACUGGCGAAUUUCGAUUUUGAACCGCAAACUCGACUACGCCACAGAUGAACAACGGGCGUUUUUGAGUUUCUUGAACGAACGCAAGGGUACCCGUCUUGAGUGGACAAUUAUCAUCUUAAUCCUCAUCGAAGUGGGAUUUGAAACAUACCGAUUCUGGCAGGACACACGACCAGGGUCUUCUUCGGAAUAAUCGUUGAGGAAGUCUGAUCCAUGUUUCCGGUAGAACCUUCCAGGAAGGAUGGUGCUUGUAAAUAGUCACUUGUAAAUACAUACUGAGCCUUA